AUGAGCACCAAAAUAGACAACGUUCACAUUUCCAUCAGAAAUGAAACUUCUCCUACUCCUAGCCACACAAAGCAAAAGAAAGCUUGUUUCUUUUCAACUCUGUUUUCUCCUAUACUACCCACAAUAUGUGAACAUGACAUAAAAAAACUCAUUCACAGCUUCAAGGUUGGAUUUGCCUUGUUCUUGGUUUCACUUCUGUAUAUCCUUGAUCCACUAUUUGAGCAAGUUGGGGAAAAUGCAAUGUGGGCUAUCAUGACUAUUGAGGUUAUCUUUGACUUCUUUGGAGGUGCCACAUUAAGCAAAGGGUUACUUCGUGGAAUUGGAACUCUACUUGGUGGUGGACUCGGGUGUUUGGCAUCAACUUUGGCAAGUGAUCUGGGAAAGAUAGAAUACACUAUAGUUGUUGGCACUUUAAUAUUUGUUUUUGGUGCCAUGGCAACAUACUGUCGACUUAUUCCAAGCAUAAACAAAAGAUAUGAUUAUGGGGUUACAAUCUUUAUCCUUACCUUUAACCUUGUAGCAGCAUCAAGCUUGCAUGGUGAUCAUCAAGUCAUGGAAUUAGCCCACCAUCGUCUUUCAGCAGUUGCCAUGGGUUUUUCUGUCUGUAUAUUCAUCAGCUUACUUGUAUUUCCCAUGUGGGCUACUGAUGAACUUCAUCAACUCACCUCCUCCAAGUUUAAACAACUAGCUUCCUGCAUUGAAGAAUGCAUGGAAGCAUUCUUGGUAGUUGGUGAAAAGGAAAGUCGCCCAAUCAUUCAUGUCAGCAGUUGCAACUCAGUUUUGCACUCAAACUCAAGUGAUGAAUCACUGGUGAAUUUUGCAAGGUGGGAACCUACACAUGGAAGAUUUUGGUUUUGUAAUCCUUGGGAGAAACAUCAACAGAUAACAGAAUUGCUGAUGGAGUUUGCUUCUAACAUUCUGUCACUUCAAGGGUGUCUUAAAUCAGCAUUACAGCCCUCAUCAAUGCUGCUAGAAGUAAUCAAAGAGCCAUGCAAAAAUGUUGGGCUGUUGCUUGGACUUACCAUGCGAGAGCUAGGGGAAAACAUCAUGAACAAGAAAAGGAGCAAUUUAGAGGUCGUAAUAAUGCCAGAAUUGCAAUCCAUUAAACUAGAGUUGAUCCUGCUUUCUACUUCAAAGCUAGGAGCAAUUGAAAAUGUUGAAGAUCUUGCGAUAGCAAAUUUCUUGUUUCUGGUAAUGGAGAUGAUCGAUAAAGUGGAACUCCUAGCUAAAGAAGUCGAAGCACUUGGAAAGUGGUUGUGUAUCAGGAGGAUUCCAAAUUUCCAAUUAGAAGAGGCGUUCCAUAGUGCAGGUAUCAAAAUGAAGGAAUGGAUUGAAGAAUGGUUUGAAGACAUGAUAUGA
This is a messenger RNA of Lactuca virosa, 1359 nucleotides long. The record is from the annotation of a GenBank genome assembly. Lineage: Eukaryota; Viridiplantae; Streptophyta; Magnoliopsida; Asterales; Asteraceae.